Durotheca rogersii is the source of this 588-nucleotide messenger RNA. RefSeq names its product methylated-DNA--cysteine S-met. The coding region runs from base 100 to 588 and encodes 162 amino acids. The transcript is spliced from 2 exons. Lineage: Eukaryota; Fungi; Ascomycota; Sordariomycetes; Xylariales; Xylariaceae. The record is from RefSeq and is a predicted model, not a curated record. Gene Ontology annotation, molecular function: methylated-DNA-[protein]-cysteine S-methyltransferase activity. Gene Ontology annotation, biological process: DNA repair.
GCCAAAUUCCCUCCCGCCAGUCUGACGCAGACUCUUAGUCCUCCUAGUGAUCACUGAACUCGCAGUUUAUCAAGCGCAACUUGUACCCAAGUUAGAACCAUGGCUGCGGGAGUGAAGCGCAAGCGUACCGAGGGAGCCCCAGAGCGCGCCGUAACCGUGGCGCCAAAGGCGGCCAGAACCGCUUCUGCGCGCGCGGUCGCUGACGGGUCCCCGCCUGUCCCUCCCGACAUGGAGGCGCAGCUGCAGCGCAUCGCGGCGUCGAACCGCACGCCUUUUGAGAAGAAAGUGUGGACGCUGCUGUGCCAGAUCCCGCGGGGCCGGGUGUCGACGUACGGGCUGGUGUCGGCGCAGCUGGGGUCGUCGGCGCGGGCGGUGGGCGGCGCGCUGCGGCGGAACCCGUUCGCGCCGCAGGUGCCGUGCCACCGCGUCGUGGCGGCGGGCGGCGGGCUCGGCGGCUUCCGGGGCCAGCGACCGCGCAGCGGCGAGGGCGUCACCCUCGACGAGAAGCGCCGGCUGCUGCGCGCCGAGGGCGUCCGGUUCGACGACAGGGGCAGGGUCCUCGGCACGCCCUGGGCCGCGUUCGUCUAG